Molecule: messenger RNA, 3990 nt
Organism: Ostreobium quekettii
Lineage: Eukaryota; Viridiplantae; Chlorophyta; Ulvophyceae; Bryopsidales; Ostreobiaceae
Source: the annotation of a GenBank genome assembly
AUGGUCUGGGUAUCCGAAAAGGGCAUGUACAGCCCAGUGCGUCGACAAGAGGACCUGGUGUCCAUCCUUGAGACGCUGUGCAGGCGGGACGAUGAGGGGUCUGCGGCAUCGGGAGACGCCCUGCUGGCAGACUUCGUGGAGGCUCACGCGCGCCUGCUGAACCGCACGGACUUUCUGCUCUUCAUGAAAGACGUCUAUUCGCGGAUCGAGACCAUUUUGAGCAGCGGAGGGAGGAGCCAGACCCUCGGGGCGCUGACAGCUGUGAGGCAGCUCAUCGACGUGAACUUGCUGUCAGACGAUACACCCAAGACUCGGAAGCUGGCGGAAUUUCUUACCAGGCUUGUGGGCCAGGCUGCUGGUGUCAUGAGAGCUGGAAUGCCCAGCGUCGAUCGUGUCGUGAUACUGCACACCUGUGCCACACUUGGGUGGCUUGUCAAGUCGGGCAGCUCAGUUACAGGGAACAUAGCGGGCUCAGAGAUUGAGAAGGCGCUUGCAGAAAUGGAAAAUGGCAACCCCCAUGUGGCACUGCUGGUGCUGAAGGAAAUGGCAGACAAUGCCCCUGCUGUGUUCAACCUGCAUGUCAGGCAAUUCCUGACUGCAGUGCUUCCAGCCCUCUCCCAUCAAGACAAGGAGAUAAGACUGGCAGCAGUACAAGCGCUACGGGCCUGUCUUCGAGUUGUUGAGCAACGACCCAUCAGACAUUGGCAAGGCUUGUAUCGUGACUUGCUGAACAAGUUGCUGCCAAAGCUUGGUGAAACUAAGUCUGUUGCAGAGAUUCAUGGUUCUCUGCUGGCUUUGGGAGAAAUCAUUUUGAACUCUGGGACAAAUCUGUUGGCCUGGUUCAGAGACAUCGCAGAGCAGGUUUUGGCAAUAAAGCAGACCAAAGAUGCUCUUAUCCAGACUGCUGUUGUUCAAGUGAUACCCUCACUUGCCAAGCUCUGUCCACAACGGUUUGCAACUGACUAUCUGGAGUCUUGUGUAGAUUACCUCCUACAACUCCUUUACCAGCAAAAAUCUACUUCUGUCGUUCUGUCUAGCUGGAGUGAACUUCUCGCUGCGCUUUCCCAGCUUGAGGAUGCUGCCGAUGCAGUGCCGAUGUACCGUCUACCUGAAUUUGUACAAGCUGUUGAACAGAUCUGGAGUGCACAGGGGCAACUGGAGGCCAAGCAGGAUGCUGUCAAGUGCAUUGGAGACUUGGUGGUGGUGCUAAACCGGAGUUGGAAAGCCCAUGCCCUGGACCUGCUGCAUCCCAUGCUUCAGAUUGGGCUGUCGUCUGUGCUGCUGGAGGCAUUGAAGAAGGUGGUUGCUACUUAUGAAAGGGAUGUUAUGCCCAUCCUUCAAGGCCCUUUGCUGGAACUGACACAGAAUGCAGUGACAGACCAAGUUACAGAUGGGCGGACAGUGGAAGUUGCACUGCAGGCAUUAGCAUCUUUUCGCUUCUCUAUUGACCCUUCUCGUGUUGAGUUCAUUCAUGGACACAUCUAUCAACACCUGUACAACCUGAAGGAUGAGCGUGUCCGACGUGCAGCCGGCCUGCUGUGUCGGACAACCGUGAGCUCUGUUCUCAAAGUUCAGCCAGGUAUAUUUCCUCGUGACAGCGAUGCGAUGGGGAUGGUGGAGACGUUGAUGGACUACUGUGUGGGGGCCGCAGUAGCAGACACCAGUGUGCAUAAUCGAUGUGCCAUGUUUGAAGAGCUGCUGCAUGCGCAGGAGCUAUUCCCCCACUUAUCCCAGGACCGGCCACUUAUGAGGCUGGCAUACGGAAUGCACGAUGCCAGCUUCGAAGUGAAGGAACUUGCCAUCCAUCUUGUGGGUGAGCUGUCUAAAUUGAACCAUGCGACAGUGUUUCCAGUGCUCCGAAGAGUCUUGGGGACUGUGCUGGCUGACAUUGAGCUGAAAGGCACAGUUGCAACUGUGGGAGUCAUUGUGAGAGACAGUGCAAGAGUUCUUGGUUUCCUGGUCAAAUGGGUGCCAAGGAUUCUGGAGCUCAACAAGGAGCGGAUAUUGAACACCAUAUGCGACAGGCUUGGGGACCUGCAAAGAAAUCCUUCCCCAUGGAACUGCGUUAAAAAUCCAGAGAUGGAAGCAAGGGAGUACUUGUUGCGAUGCAUCUGCACCCUUGUGGAUGUUCACAGCCAGCAUCUUGGUGACUGCACUGCUUGGUUGGGGCCCCUUGUGGCUCGUGAAGUGAUGGACAGUACAACAAGGAGCAAGCAGAUCGUGGCUGUCAAUGCUCUAGGGAAGAUCGUCAAUAGUGUGGGCAAGACAGCAGAGCAGUAUUUGGAUAUUCCCCAGCUUCUGCACAAAUUGCUGCGGACGCUUGAUGAGUGUACUGAGAGCGAGAGGCAGGAUGUUCUUGGCACAAUGGGCAUCCUUGGGCAGUUGGAUCCCAGUACAUGGCGCCAGCUGGAGGCUGAGAUGAAGGAUGGAAAAGAUCCACAGAUGUUUGGAGGUGCAGCAGGCAUGGAUGAUGCGGAUGAUAUUCAGGGAGAGCUGGUCCCCACCUGUGACCUUGUUGUCGGCACUGAGGAGCACUACACAAGUAUGGCAAUCAAUGUGCUCAUGCACACACUCACUGACCCUGUGGGUGGUGGGGAUCAAGUCAUCAUUGUGACCAGCCUCAUGACAAUUUUUGAGCAUCUGGGGAGAGCUUCUGUUCCUUAUUUGGAGAAGGUGCUGCCUGUUCUUCACCAAGUGCUGAAGGAUGGUGACAAAGAACUUCGACUUGCAUUGUUCAGUCAUUUUGCUGAUCUGGUGGGCAAUGUGGGAACAGAUGUGCAACCUUUUGCUGAAGUAUUGCUGGCAUUGAGUCUAGAGUUUUGGGGGGAGUCAAAAGACCUCAUGAAGUGCAUAUUGAGCCUGCUCACCAAGCUUAUAGGCUUUGUGCAAGGACAACUUCAUGGCCACAUGAAGGUGCUGGUCCCUCGUUUGGGGCAGAUCUUCUCACAAGCACAGAUGCGAAAUGACUUCGACCUUGUAGAAUUGGGGUUCGACGUGCUGGAAGCCUGUGGGCCUGAUCUGCAGCAGCACUUCCCUCUUAUCGAGCCCAUCCUCACAAGGUUCAUUCAGAGACCACAUGCUGGUGCAGAGACUCCUGCGGGAAUCCGUGCAGCAUACCUCAGGCUCCUGUGCAAGUUGCUCCCCGAGCUGAACAUAUCCCUGAGAGUCAGUUAUUCAUACGUAUCCGAAAUCCUCCUGUCUCUGAUAAACCUACUGUACCACGAGCCGGAACUGAGGUCGGAGACGGUUGAUGCAUUGUGUGCCGCACUAGUAAUGUACGGACCACAAGGAGCAAAGACACACAUUGAAGAAGUUGACAGGGCUGUCCAGUACUGCCAGAUAGAGGACGAGGGAUUACACAACCUGAUUCGCAAGACACUCGCGUACUCUCCUGAAGAACUGGAGGCCAGCGCUGCAGGAGAUACAUUGAGUAGUAUGGGGGACUGGGCUGAGGAGGUCGAGAGGCUAAAGCAGGGAUCUACAAAUGGGACGUCUGGGCACAGGAGUGUAUUGUCACCCCGAAUCCGAGUGUCUAUUGAUGCACCAGCGGAUAAUGAGCACAAUGACAAGACGGAACUGGCCAGUGCGUGGGAAACGAUGGAAAGGAGCACCCGUCAAGACUGGGAGGAGUGGAUGCGAUCCGUGAGUGUAGAAAUGCUGAGGCAUUCGGAGUCCCCGUCGUUGAGAGCAUGCCACAGUCUGGCGCAGGUCAACCCGAACGUCGCAAGGAGGUUGUUCACUCCAAGUUUAUUGUCGUGCUGGCCUUCCCUUGGCGAGCAUUUGCAGGAACAGGUCUUGUCGUCUCUAAAGGCGGUCUUCGUGAACGGGAAUUCCAUUCCGGCACACGUGGUGUCGCCGAUAUUAAGGCUGAUUCAAUUUGUGGAAAGCUGUAAUAAUCAGUUGCCGGUCGGCAUGGAGUCCCUGUCAGCUGUUGUCGAAGAGUAUGGACACGUUGUUAAGAAUUUGAGGUACAAGGUAGACCAGCAAUGA